Molecule: messenger RNA, 2196 nt
Organism: Salpingoeca rosetta
Lineage: Eukaryota; Choanoflagellata; Craspedida; Salpingoecidae
Exons: 6
Coding region: 1-2196 (731 amino acids)
Molecular function (GO): protein binding
Source: RefSeq, a predicted model, not a curated record
AUGGCGCAGCACGGCGAUGUGCGCCUCUUGACAGACCUGCUCACGGGCAGCCCAUCAACGCUAUCAGCGGCCGUCACGGCACCGCCCGAUGGCGAUCCCAUGACUAGCGUGGGCGCUCAUAUCGGCGUCGGUGGUGGUGGCGGCGGUGGUGGCGGCGAUGAUGUGAUGAAGCCGAAGCCCAUAUGGCCGACUGCAAAGAGGGAAGACAGCACGCAGCAGCACGUGAAGGGUAUCAAUGGAGGGGGAAGUGGCGAGGCGUCAACGGGAUUCUUGCGUGAUAACGCCGCCAGAAACAGCAACGCAGGCACCAGAGGGACAAUAUGGAGCAGCCUUGGCCAUGGUGGCGUCGCCCGCGCUGUCACAGCAUAUCCACCGCUACAGAAGCGGGGAUCUGCCCCGUCUUCUCUCUCGUCCACAGAAACAGCGACAGCGACAGCGGUCAUGGUCGACGGGGGUGGUGCAGCAGACAAGGAGGAUGCACAUCGCAUCACACAGAAUGUUGAUGAUGGCGGUGAUGAUGGUGAUGGUGGUUGUGGUACUGAGCGGUACGGUGCGCACCACGGCUUCGACGGCUGCUCUCUCGUGGAUGCUUUGGACCCAAUUGCCACACGCGCCUUUCCCAUUGUCGACAACACGUCGACCACCGCCAACAGCGCGAGGAGUGCAGCGCUGCCAACACAACAAUUGUCUUCGCCACGUGCGUCUCCUCCAUUCCUGCGCCUGCGCAUGACGCAAUGCCGCCCUUUUGCUGCCGUGGACGGGCCAACGCCCCCUGUGCGCUACGCAGCGGCAACAGCAGUGGUGGUCGCAGAUGGGAGAACGACAGACUGUGAUGCACCCACACAACGACACAACGAUGACGGUUGCGGUGGUGGUGAUGGUGGUGAUGGUGGUGGUGAUGGCGGUGAAGGUGGUGAUGGCUGUCAUUCGCAGCACCAGCACCAGCAAGAAGGAGCGCGCAGUCGCCAACACCGAGCCAAUCCCACCACACCAGUCAUGGUUGUGUUUGGUGGCUGCGCACGGAACCACGGUGGCAUCGACAACACCAACAGCACUGGCGAUGGCUAUGAUGAUGUGGACGCGGAUGCUUGGACUGGUGGUCCGUUGCUGAACGACACGUGGGUCCUGUGCAACACACCAGCAGCGCCGGCACAGUCGUCGUCGGCCCUGAGGUGGUACCAUGUGCCCGUUGCGACGACAGCUGACACCGAUCAUGCCACUGAUGCUGGCAGUGACGAUGAUUGCGAUGAUGAUGAUGGUGAUGACAAUGGUGGUGGUGACGAUGAGCAUGGUGCAUGUCAUGUGAGAGGCGACAACAAUACGAGCACGGGUAAUGGCGAGAACGCGACGUGUGAUGAUGAUGACAGCGACACCACCAAUGCUGCUUCCACCCGCCAGACUUCUUCUGCAGACGCCAUUCUUGCGGAGCUGGAUCCGUUUUCCAGCAAUUCGGUGGCGGCGUCACCACGAUCGGCAUCACUGUCAUCGUCCCACACGGGACCGCCCCCCUCCUCGUCACAGCCGCUGUCAACGUCGUCCACAUCGAGGGGCAGAGCAGCAUCAAUGCCCAUCGCGUACUCUGCGAACGCGACAGAUCGCACACGCAACCACCAGCUGCCAACGACAACGACGACGACAGCAACGACAACAACACCAAUACCACCAACGACGACAACAGCCACAACAACAGCCACAUCCACACCACCGCCAGCAGCAGCAGCGGCAGCAACAGCAACAACAGCUGCAGCUACGACGGAUCAAGUCAGUCAUCGUCACCGCCAUCUUGCGCCGUCGCCGCGACUGGGAGCCGCGUGCAUAUUCAAGCGCACACACGACAAUGAUGAUGCUGGUGGUGGUGGUGGUGGUGGUGGUGACGGUGUGUUGAUUGUGUUUGGUGGUCGCAGUGGCGCGCGUUUGAAGAACGAUGUGUGGAUUCUGAAGAUGAGAUCAACAGCAGCGGAGCCGGCGACGUGGCAGCGAUGCACUCAAGUGGGGACAACGGCGCCGCCUGCGCGGUAUCUCCACACGAUGGCGGCGGUGAGCAGCGGUUUCGUCGUCUUUGGCGGUCGCGAUCGCCACGCGUCCCUCGGCGACGCAUGGAUGGCCCACGUGGACGUGCGUUCCAUGACGGUCGAGUGGCGACUGCUGUGCACGGACGGCCCUGCGCUGCAUUUCUGGUACAAGAGGAUGUCAUGA